Molecule: messenger RNA, 6624 nt
Organism: Micropterus salmoides (largemouth bass)
Lineage: Eukaryota; Metazoa; Chordata; Actinopteri; Centrarchiformes; Centrarchidae
Gene: phactr2
Product: phosphatase and actin regulator 2
Exons: 12
Coding region: 127-1890 (587 amino acids)
Biological process (GO): actin cytoskeleton organization
Molecular function (GO): actin binding
Source: RefSeq, a predicted model, not a curated record
GCUGCAGGAGAAAAAGUUUGAGUGAGUGUCAGCGGGCGGGCUGCUGAUGUUGGCGAGCUUUCUUCACGUCUUUGUCACUGCGAGUCUGUGAACUUUCUCUUCUGCGGACUGACAGAGGAGGCGACCAUGGAAGAGGAGGGGGACACCCACCCGGAGAUAAGGCAUUUUCCUUCGCUUUGGUCUCUCUCCAGGUCCCGCUCCAAGAGUGACGGCUCCGGAUUUCGAGGAUUUCGCUACAGGGUGCUGAUUAGGCUCCGGGGAGCCCACUCAGUUGAUGGGUUGGAUAAAUCAUCAUCACUGGCCAGCUGUGACGUGGUGGUGGACAGCGCCACCAAUACCCAGAAUGUCCCUGCAUCACGGCAGCAGCGAGGCAAGCUGUCGUCACUAGGAAAACUGUUCAAACCCUGGAAGUGGAGGAAGAAGAAGACCAGCGACAAGUUCCAGGAUCUUUCUAAAGUUCUAGAGAGAAAAAUCUCCACCAGACAAACGAGGGAGGAACUCAUCAGGAAAGGAGUUCUCAUCGUUGACCAAGAUGAAACAAUUGGCAGCGAAAGUCUGAACGGCCAUGCCACAUCCAGUGUGACAUCAGAGGAGGUCAAAGUUCACAUUGAGUCUCCAUUAACACCGCUGGAGGAACAGGCCACCGGGCCUGUCAGCACUGAAGACAAAACAGCCAAAUCCUCACAUGCAAAGAAGACAGUAUGUACAACAAAAACCACCGCUGCCUCCACCUCCAUCUCCACCCCUCGUUCUCGUCUGUCUAAGGAGGCUACAGCACAGACUGGUGGGACAGAUGCAAGAACCAACCGGAAAUCAGACACUCCCACCUCUUCCUCUGUACCUCAAAAGGCCUCUGCAGAGACUCCAAGCCAGCCUGGGGAGAUAAAAUCCUUACCCAUUUCUUUAGACACCAAGUCUGUUUCCUCUAAUGCCUCAGGCAAUGAGACAGGGGGAACCCCACCUAGUCUGGAGCCUAAAUCUGCCCCCAAGGCCUCUACAGCGGGUGAGGAUACCCACAAAGGUAUGGCUCCUGAACUCACAGUCCAGUCUCCCCAUAUCAACAGAAGUACAGAGGACACUUCCUUCACAGAGGGGGAGACAGACAGCGGCUCACAGGGGGAGAAACGGGGGAGAACAGGAGGGGAGGGAGGAGAAGAAGAAGAAAAGAGCAGAGGAGAAACAGAGUCUCCUGUGGAAAACAGCCCUAGGUCAGCCAAGCAACAAUCUGAAAAGCCACAGGGCCUCAGUGUGAACACGGAGCAUGCCGAGGUGACGGUGAUCCCCAAUAGGCCGAGAGACAGCCAGACUAGUGACUCCGACUCUGACGGCCCAAUCCUGUACCGCGAUGAGGAGGAAGAAGAUGAGGAGGACGAGUACACAAACAGCGCUCUGGCCAAUAGGAUCCGUCGACGAGACACCCUAAACAUCAAACUGCGGAACCGACCCAGCAAGGCAGAGCUGGAGGAGAAAAAUAUUCUGCCACGGAGCUCCUUGACAGAGAGACACGAGCUCCGCCAGCAGAUAGGCAGCAAACUAGUCAGGCGCCUGAGCCAAAGACCCACCACAGAGGAGCUGGAGCAGAGAAACAUCCUCAAGCAAAAGAAUGAAGCAGAGGAGCAAGAAGCCAAGCAAGAGAUUAAAAGGAGACUCUCCAGAAAGCUGAGUGUGAGGCCUACAGUGGCAGAGCUCGUCGCUCGCAGGAUCUUGCGUUUUAACGAGUAUGUGGAGGUAACGGAUGCCAAAGAUUAUGACCGGCGGGCGGACAAACCCUGGACACGGCUUACUCCCGCUGACAAGGCUGCUAUCCGUAAGGAGCUGAACGAGUUUAAGAGCCGGGAGAUGGAGGUUCAUGAAGACAGCAAACACUUCACCAGAUUCCAUCGGCCAUAAGUGCUCUCACUGCCAGCUGGAUGUCAGCACCACAAGCUCUCCGGUCCACAGCUCCCAGCAGUCUCCCGGCCCUCCAGACCCUCAGUACACAGCUCUAUCCACAGCUCUGGGAUCCUCUUGCGCUUGAUGAUAUGUAUUUCUGUCUAUAGUGACAGCAUGUGUCUUAAGGCCUUGGCCAUCCAUGGACACCAGUGAAACAUUUGCACAUAUCUUAGAGUCAGAACAGUUUUUAUGGCGCUCUGAUUAGAACCAUUUAUUUAUUGUAGAUUGCCAGAACCUGCUGGGAUAUUAUGCUUGUUGUUUGUUUGUUUUUUUGGUUCACUUCGGGCCUUGUAAUGAGAAGUUCCAGGGAGGAAAAAUGGGCAAAAGUACCCGUAUUAGUGAAUGUGGCAUGAUUGUACUAAAGAGUUUGUGUACUUGCCAAGGCAUGCCUUGCCAUAAUGGCCAUAUAUGGGCAUCCUCCUAGAACCGGAAAUGGGAGUGAUUGGAUGGUUUCCUGCGGAUGUCAGUGCCUGUGUCAUAGAUCAGACGAGGGAGAGGUGCCUCUUGGAGUUAUAUCUGAAAUACUGCAGUUCAUUUUUAGACAUAUUUAAAGUAUAUUGCCACUAGAGGGCAUUAUAUCGUAAGAGUUAGAGUCUAAAAGGAGGAAGACUAUGUAGAUGAUAAAUUACUUACAAGUGUUAUAUUUAUAACUACUUAAGCUUAAGUUCGCUGGACAUCUGAGGCACUAAUAGUGAAGUGCAAUGAAAAUCACUCCAAUUCUAGCCAGUCUCUCAGCACUUUUCCUGAUGAUACAUGGUUAUCGUGUACCAUCAUAUAUUCUGUGUUGGGUUAUUAAGUGCAAAGCUCUGACCACAAAGUGCUGGACUUGCUUCAGUUUUUCAUUUUAAGGCUAUUGGCUGGAGCUCUUACUCAGAGUGACUUGGUGCCAAAGAAAAAGCAGAAAUUUGAUUGUAUUCUUGUCUUCUUAUUUGAAAGUUUACAGGUUUGAUUUUUUUUUUUCGGUGGAUAUCAUAUAAAGGUUUUAUGAAUAGAGUACAGGCACUGAGAGUUUCACCACUGAAGCAAUCAACUGGCCUCUCAAAGAAGUGGAGAAGAAUUUUAUUUUCCAUUUCCUUGAACAUGCUUUUGCAGUUUAAUCUGUCAGCCUAUGAUACAUACACAAGGAGAGCCUUGCUGACAUGUAGCCCUUUCAUAACUUGCCCUAACAUGCACCUUGAAUCCAGCAGUGAACAGCUGUUUUAAUCAACACACAGUUUGAUUUCUCUUUUGGCUCCAAACCUGAGAAUUUAAAGGAAUAAUUAAACUUUUUAGAAAUACACAAGAUCACUUGAUUGAUUAAUUAAUCUGUAACUAUUCUCAUAGUCAUUGUCAUAUAUGAUAUUAUACUGAAUACCCCUAUAUAGUUAAUUGCAUUGUUAAAAGGCAGUCACUUUCUUGCUGAGUGUUAGAUGUGAAGAUCAAUACUUCUUAGCCUGUUUUAUAUUCCACUGUCUGUCUGAAUUCAUUUUUAUUGUUAUGAGAUUAUAUACAAACAGGUAAAUUGUCACAGUUGGCUGUACAACAACUUAACUCCAUUCAAGAGGGUUUGCCUCUGUUUAAAUGCACAGACAGUUAGUGUGUGUAGAUUUAUGGUUUGUUAGCAACUUGGCUCAGGUGGUUUGGAUCAUUUGGAUCACUGUUCAUCUUUGGUGCAUUUAUAGAUUUUCUGCCUCUAAGUGAUCCUUCCAGAUCAAAUCCUUAAGAUGCAUGUUAAUGCAAAUUGUAAAGGGGAUACAUUUUUUUAUGAUUUUUUUUUGUGGGAAUGCCAGAACAUUUGGCUGAGCAAUCAGAAAAAGAAACCCUCAGAAUAUUCAGAGAGAGAGAGAGAACCUGAACUGAUAACUUAAAAUAUUUUAGGACUCAUAUAAGAAGCUGGGACAGAACACAACAAGACAUGGCCCCUUACUCAUUGCUGUGGGUGUGACCUUGGCUGAGAAGUGAUUGACAGGUUGAGCUUGCUGACGUCUGAAGGCUUUUUAUUCUCAUAAGAGACCUCCAACCUCCACAACACUCAUCAUUCUUACAAACAGUAACUGAAAAGGACAGGUUUAUUCUUUCGGUGCGGAGGUUGUAACAUGAAAUGAUGUACAGCGAUGGAAAAGAAAACAGUAUUCAUGCCAAUGUCUAUGUUGUUAUAUAUUGAUUAUUUUGUACAGAAUGUAUAUCGAGCAUGUGCAUACAUUGAAAUCCAUUUUACUACUAGUAUGAUACAAUACAACUUCGAUGUGAAAGUUUUACGCUCUGAUUUUAGUUGUCGUAUUUUAUUUUUUAUCACCCCCAGACAAUCAUAAUGAAAUGAACAGUUCAGCACUCAUGUAAGUGCUGUUUCUCGGCAGAAUAUCCGGCACAGUACAGUCUUGUCUUUACCAAACCUGUUUCCUAAGCAGACCAUGGACACGGCACAAUAUGGUAGUGAUAAAUAUCUCUCUGGCUUUUUGGUAUUCUGUUGUACCUUCACUUUAACUGGAGUCAGCAGGUGCAAUGCGGCAGAAAUUUCAUGGAUAGUGACUCAGUUUAAAAGCAAUUUAUAAUCCUUCCUGGACCUCUCUUUUGAUUUAUGUCUUCAGAUGACCAUAGUUCACCGCGCACAAACCCAAACAGGAUGCGACGUGAAACUUUGGCAUAAUCAUAUCUAACUGUCCAGAAAGCUCCUUUUAAUUUAGAUACACAAAUUAAAAGUCUUACUGGUGGUAAAGCUUUGAAAACCUGAAUAUGCUGCUUGCAUAUCUUUAACAAAGUCAGUAGGUUAAUCCAACUAGUAACAUUUAUUUCAACCCAGCCGAUUUAGCAUUUAUAAGCAGUAUAUGGUCAAUGUGAAAGCCAUGUGAAACAGGUCACUUGUAGUUAUUAACCUACAGACUUGUAUUUGAGGCUCCCCUCUGUUUUAUGGAGCUGUACAGUGAGUUUUAGUUUAUUGUUUAGCUGUCCUGCAACUUUACUGUUCACUCUUGUUCACUCUCACGGCUUUCAAAGCGUUGUUUUCAGCAGCAGCACGCAGCUGAUUUCAUCAAAAAAGCUUUUUUUUUUUUUUCAAGUGUACACUACCUGACCAAACCAAACAGUAGACUGAGCCAGAGACUAGCUGGUGAACACAGUGGAGCAUCUAUCAGCUAAAGAGACAGAUAUUUCCUCGAAGAGUUGGUAAAGACCAAAAAUGGAGCUAGAGGAGAGUGAAUAUUGAACUUAAAUUGGUCAGGUGGCCAUAGACUUGAAUCCACAUGAAUGAUAAUGUUACUCUGUAACUGUAGAUCAACUAAAAAAGUUAAUCCAUUAGUGCAGGUUUAAGCGUUUAAUAAUGUAUUUGUUUACAACUUUAACUCUGUAUCUUUAAUCUUAUAUAAUAGUAUUUACAUUUAUUGAACACAUUAGAAAUAGUUUUAAACCUGUCUCAAUGAUUUUCAUACAUGUAUAAAUGGUUAAUACAUGCUUCGUAACGCAAAGGAUUAGUUAUGAUAAGUUAUGGUAUACUGCACAAUCAAUCAUUCAUUAGCUGUUUAAACACCAGUUAUAGAUGCUUAAUUGUAGAAGUUAGAAUUGCUGACAAAGUACAUUAAUCAACACUUAAAAAUGUACUUAUUUGCUUGCAUCUGCAUUAGUGUGUUAAAGACCAUUUAUGAUGUAUUUAUAUACUGCUUAUAAAUGCUAAAUAGAGAGGUUAAUAUAAAAUAAGACGCUCUAGAAAUUGUACUUGUUUGUGUAAAUCCAGGCAAUCGCUUGGUGUUUUCAAUUAUAAAACAUAAAACACAUCUAAUACUGAGACUUUUUACAGGGGAAUCCUGGUCUGAACCACAUCUACAUUUAAGGUUUACUUUUUCCUGCAACACUGGUGCAUAAUUCCAUAUUUUAGAGUCCAGAGUUAGGUAUAGCAUCUAGGCUAAGCAGUUGAGAGUGUUGAAGAGCCUUGACCGUUGGUGUUUUGUCAAUGUUAAUCACAAGGAGCGAGGCCUGUAAAAACCUUUAUGGCUGCAGUCUGUUUCAUCUCAUCCUGUGUGGAACUGUAAAAUAAACACAAUACACCUUCUGAAAGCUUUAAAAGAUGUAACACACCCUACAUUGCUUUGCAUUGUCCAUGACAGUGAACCAAUGAAAUUAAAGUGUCAAACAUACAAUUACAAGACAAGUAUUUGUCUAACCCUUCAGUUGAGCGUGGUUAAAAACACUCAUGGCCACUUUGACACUUGCUUUCCCGGCUGCUGCUAUUAAUUUGCAGUACUGGAUACUUCACCAGUUUAUGAAAAUGUUUACAUUUGAGGAUGUCUGCUGUUGUAAUGGUGCUUGAGGCUUCCUUUAUCACUUUCCCAAAUCAAAUCCCCAAUUUCUGACAAGAGCCAUAAUCAGACUGCUGCUGUUAGUGAUCGAAAGCCUUUUAUCUUCAACCCGUAGUCUUUUCUUGAUCUUGUGAAAUCACAGUAAGGUAUCAUGAUGGAUGGUGACCCAGUCACACCGUAAACCCCCCAACUAUAAAUGCAUUGGAUGUAACUGAAAUGCUUUGAUUUAUUUAUUUUUCUCACACAAUGGCAGCAAGAUGCUCAAAGCAGCAACGGUGGAUAUUGGACUCCAACUUACCUUUACUGUAUGUUUGACUUAAGAUUGAUUUGUCAUAGGAUGAUGUCAUAUAUCCCAAAAACAGCUACUGUUGCGUCCAAACUGUGUAUAUUUUUUGUAUAUAAAGAAUCAUGGAAAAACAUCUUA